This is a messenger RNA of Phodopus roborovskii (desert hamster), 572 nucleotides long. RefSeq names its product oncomodulin 2 (gene Ocm2). The record is from RefSeq and is a predicted model, not a curated record. The coding region runs from base 5 to 334 and encodes 109 amino acids. NCBI's taxonomy places the organism in Eukaryota, Metazoa, Chordata, Mammalia, Rodentia, Cricetidae. The transcript has 4 exons. Gene Ontology annotation, cellular component: nucleus; cytoplasm. Gene Ontology annotation, molecular function: calcium ion binding.
GAAAAUGAGCAUCACGGAUGUGCUUAGUGCUGACGACAUCGCGGCAGCCCUGCAGGAAUGCCAAGACCCAGACACUUUUGAACCACAAAAGUUCUUCCAGACAUCAGGCCUCUCCAAGAUGUCUGCCACCCAAGUGAAGGAUGUCUUCCGGUUCAUAGACAAUGACCAGAGUGGGUACUUGGAUGAAGAUGAGCUCAAGUUUUUCCUCCAGAAGUUCCAGAGUGAUGCUAGGGAGCUGACUGAGUCAGAGACCAAGUCCUUGAUGGCUGCAGCAGACAACGAUGGAGACGGGAAGAUUGGGGCAGAUGAAUUCCAGGAAAUGGUGCAUUCUUAAAUACUAUGUCUAUGGAAGAAAGAGUGGAAGGAGCAUUCUGCCAGAAGGUCUCCAAAGCCCUGGGACCAGGAAGCCCCCCAACCUAUCCCGAACUAAUUUCCUGAGUUCCCCUGAAGGACUUCUGCAAUGUGCUCCUUAUUUGAAGGAAUGCAGUGGUCUGUGGCUCUUCAUUCUUUGGUGGUGAUGGGUAGGUUCUGAUGAGUUCUAUAAGUUCCCCAUGGCAGGCAAUGCCUUUUAA